Molecule: messenger RNA, 3294 nt
Organism: Sarcophilus harrisii (Tasmanian devil)
Lineage: Eukaryota; Metazoa; Chordata; Mammalia; Dasyuromorphia; Dasyuridae
Gene: SEMA6C
Product: semaphorin 6C
Biological process (GO): negative regulation of axon extension involved in axon guidance; positive regulation of cell migration; negative chemotaxis
Molecular function (GO): chemorepellent activity; semaphorin receptor binding
Source: RefSeq, a predicted model, not a curated record
UCCAGCGCUUCGGUGACUAAGGGCUGGGGACUCGGGGAACAGGCUGGGAGAAGUGUCAGGUUUGACAUAUGGGUGAGAGAGUGCCACCUGAGGCCUAAGCUGGCCUGCCCAGGAUGCCCCGGGGCCCUCCCCUCACACCUCUGCCGCUCCUGUUCCUGCUGCUGUCCUCCACUCCCCGCACCGAGGCCAGCUUCCCCCAGGAUCCCCUCCCUCUGGCAACCUCUGACCUCCAAGGCCUGCCGCCCCUCUCCUGGUUCCGGGGCUUGGAGGAUGAUGCUGUGGCGGGAGAGCUGGGUCUGGACUUCCAGCGAUUCCUGAUCCUGAACCGGACGCUGCUGGUGGCCGCCCGGGAUCAUGUUUUCUCCUUUGAUCUUCAAGCUCAAGACUGGGAAGGGCUGGUCCCAGACAAGUAUCUGACAUGGAGGAGUCAGGACGUGGAGAACUGUGCUGUGCGAGGGAAGCUGAGGGACGAGUGCUACAACUACAUCCGUGUCCUCGUUCCCCGGGACUCCCGGACCCUCCUUGCCUGCGGGACAAAUUCAUUCAGCCCCAUGUGCCGCAGCUAUGGGAUUUCUUCCCUACAGCAGGAGGGUGAGGAGCUGAGUGGGCAAGCUCGAUGCCCCUUUGAUGCCACACAGUCCACUGUCGCCAUCUUUGCAGAGGGUAGCCUCUACUCCGCCACGGCCGCAGAUUUCCAGGCCAGCGACGCUGUGGUUUACCGGAGCUUUGGCCCCCAGCCCCCUCUCCGCUCCGCCAAGUACGACUCCAAGUGGCUUCGAGAGCCGCACUUUGUUCAUGCCGUGGAGCACAGAGACCAUGUUUACUUCUUUUUCCGAGAAGUCUCUGUGGAGGACGCUCGGCUGGGACGGGUGCAGUUCUCUCGGGUAGCCCGCGUGUGUAAGCGGGACGUCGGCGGCUCCCCCCGGGCCCUGGACCGGCACUGGACGUCUUUUCUGAAGCUUCGACUCAACUGCUCUGUGCCGGGAGACUCGACCUUCUACUUCGAUGCACUGCAGGCCCUGACCGGGCCAGUCCCUCUGCACGGCCGCUCUGCUCUUUUUGGGGUCUUCACCACGCAGACCAACAGCAUCCCCGGUUCUGCUGUCUGUGCCUUCUACCUGGAUGACAUUGAACAUGGAUUUGAGGGCAAGUUCAAGGAGCAGAGGAGCCCUGAUGGAGCCUGGACCCCUGUGCCUGAGGACAGGGUCCCCUCCCCCAGGCCAGGGUCCUGUGCAGGGCUGGGUAGAGCGGCUUCAUUUCCUUCUUCCCGGGACCUCCCUGACGAAGUCCUGACUUUCAUCAAGGCUCACCCUCUGCUGGAUCCCGCCGUGCCCCCCGCCACCCACCGGCCCCUUCUCACCCGAACUGGCAGAGCCCUGCUGACCCAGGUGGCUGUGGAUGGAGCGGCUGGUCGCCAUGGCAACACCACUGUCCUCUUCUUGGGGACUGAGGAUGGGACGGUCCUGAAGGUGCUCCCCCCCGGAGGGGGGCAUGGGAACACUGAGCCUGUCUUGCUGGAGGAGAUUGAUACCUACAGCUCUUCCCGGUGUGGCGGGAAGCGUUCGGCACAGUUGGCCCGAAGGGUUCUCGGGCUGGAGCUGGAUCCCGACGGCCACAGGCUCUUCGUAGCCUUCUCGGGCUGUGUGGUCCACGUGCCUCUCAGUCGGUGUACCCGGCAUGGGGCUUGUCAGAGAAGCUGUCUCGACUCUCAGGACCCCUACUGUGGGUGGGAAAGCUUCAAAGGCUGUGUGGAUGUCAGGGGACCCGGCUGGACUGACCUGGAGCAGGAUGGGGACAAGGUGGUCAUGGAUCAGGGAGACUGCCAUGAUGGGGCCACUGGGAGUCACUCCGGGCCAGGGGAUUCUGCCUACGGUGUCCGCCGAGACCCGCCCCCAGCCUCAGCGCCCGCCACGGUCCCGGUGCCGCUGCUCCUGGCCAGCGUGGCCGCCGCCUUCGCGCUGGGGGCCUCCGUGUCCGGGUUCCUGGUCUCCUGUGCUUGCCGCCGGGCCUAUCGCCGCAGUCCCAGGGGAACCAAAGGGGCCGGAAACCCCGGCUGCCCGGCCGCCUCCCCUGGGAGUCUGGCUCGGCUGCCGGGGGGGUCCCGGCGCCAGCUGGGAGGGGCCCCGCCGUCCCCAUCUACCCACCUUCCUCCCCAGCAGGCCCUGCCCGCCCGGCUGGCCUGCCUCCCACCCCGAUCACCCCAGCUCCCAGCCAAAGUCCAGGGGGCCAGGGGGCCCUGGGAGUGGAACCACAACGGCAACAACGCCCCCGCAGGGCCCCGGCCCCUGGGGCGGUCGGGCCCCCCCCAGGGUGUGGUGGGCCCCCCCCGGGCUGUCCCGCCGGGGUGAGGGACCACCUUGGAGGAGCUGCUCCGCUAUCUCCAUGCUCCGGCCUCCCGGGGGGGGACCCCGCCCCAGACGCCCCUCCCUCCCCUUGGGGGGCCCCACCCCUCCAGGCCAGCCCCCCUCUUCCGGCCCUUCCCCCCCCGGGUGGUCCCUCCUCGCCUGGACAUUCCCCCUGGCCCGGGUCCGUCCCUGCCCCCCCUCUCUGCCCCCGCUCCCCGCCUCGGGAUUGGAGGUUCGCGAGGCAUCUCCCCCUCCCCACACCGGGGGCCUCCGGGCCUGCUGACGCGCGUCCCCUCGGUGGGAACCUCAAGGUAUUCUGGGGGUCACGGAAGGUACCCUCUGUACCUCGGCCGGCCUGAGGGAUACAGGGGACGAGCCCUGAAGAGGGUCGACGUGGAGAAGCCCCAGCUGCCCCCUAAGGCUCCUCUGCUUGUGACCUCCCCCUCUCAAGCCCCCCCUGGUGGCCAUUUUAACUAUUGAGGGUCACUACUCGGUGGAGAGAGGGUGUGCUAGCCAGAGGGACUGAAGGGACACGGAACCCACACUAAUGGCAUCCUUCCUGGACUCGGGACCUCUCCUCUUCCCUACUUAUUGCCCAUCUUGGGCUUAUUUAUUGACUCUCAUCGUAGUCUUUUUCCUCGCUGCCCCGCGACUCCAGGGGUUGGGGCCCGGGGGGAGGCCUUGCCUCCCCCUCCCACCACUGUGAGCCAGCCCUACUUAGUGGGAGCUGGCUGGGGCGCCCACCCGUAACUCCUCCAGCCAAGCUGCCUUAGCCCUUCCCCCCAGCUCCUCCGUAGUCUGGGACCCCCAGGCUGGGGACGUCCACGAUUGGGGGAUUGGGGCAGGGUACGUAUGUAUAGUGUACAGGGUUCUCGGGGCUGCCCGAGACAUCAGCACCUCCUACUGUGUAGGAACCUUCCGUCACCCCAAUACAACGAUGCGUCUCCGA